AUGGAAGGGAAGGGAAGAAAACGGUGCUGGGAAGCGGUAAGGGCUGGAACAGGGGCAGGGGAGGGAGGCGGGGGAGCCGGCUGGGCACUGGGGAGUAGGGAAGGCCAAAGGCAGCAGAUGGGCAGGCCCAUGACUUCCCUGGGCUCCCAGCUCUGCAAGGCAGCAUUCCUGGCCACCAUCUUGCUGCUGCUGUGGGUCAAGGAAGUGAAGCCUCAGAAAGGCAGCCUGGACCCCAACGAGAGGAGUCAGAACGAGAAGAUACCCUCUACAGACCAGGAUCAAGAGCACUUUGAAGAGCACUUUGUGGCCUCCUCAGUGGGUGAGAUGUGGCAGAUUGUGGACAUGGCCCAGCAGGAAGAUGACAAGACUUCAAACACUGCAGCUCUUCGUGACCACCUAUUGGACCUAGCCUUCUGCUUCAAUCUGGCCAGCAUCAUGGUUUUUUUAUGA
Messenger RNA from Neomonachus schauinslandi (Hawaiian monk seal), 450 nucleotides. RefSeq names its product LLLL and CFNLAS motif containing 1 (gene SOFU1). Lineage: Eukaryota; Metazoa; Chordata; Mammalia; Carnivora; Phocidae. The transcript has 2 exons. The coding region runs from base 1 to 450 and encodes 149 amino acids. The record is from RefSeq and is a predicted model, not a curated record. Gene Ontology annotation, biological process: fusion of sperm to egg plasma membrane involved in single fertilization.